AUGACGACACUACAGAAGAAAUCGAUUGGCAAUAUGUUUUUGAGAAGUGGAAUCGAGAAAAUACUCGCGGAUAAAGAUAUUAAGAAAAAGGAGAAUUUACAGCUCAAAAAAGCGUGUGAUAAUGCACUUGAAGAGCUAAAAUCAGCGGAGGAGACGAACGGCUCACCGAGUAGUAAUAACGGAGAAUAUCUACCAGAUGCGGGUACACUCAUCGAAGCGGAUCGAUAUUUUCUGCCGUUUGAGUUGGCAUGCAACUCAAAAUCCCCUCGGAUCGUGAUAACUGCAUUGGAUUGUCUACAAAAGUUGAUUGCUUACGGUCAUUUGACUGGAAGGGGACCGGAUACGUCGAAUCCUGAAAGGAAAUUGAUCGAUCGGAUUGUAGAGGCGAUUUGUGCACCGUUUUUGGGUCAAGGAACUGAUGAGAAUGUGCUGUUGCAGUUGAUUAAGGCAGUCCUCGCAGUGGUUCUAUCAAAACACUGUCAAGUCCAUGGAGCCUCUCUGAUUCUCGCGGUUCGAACGUGUUUUAAUAUCUAUUUAACUUCAAAAAAUCAUGUGAAUCAAGCGACGGCGAAGGCGACGUUAACACAAGUAAUAAGUACAGUAUUCAGUCGAAUGGAGAUGUUUGGAAAUAUUAAAGAUGAUGAAACGGUUGUUAGGGAAGUUGUCGAGAUGUUGGUGGGCACGACGGUGGCUAAUGAGGCGACAGACGAAACGAGUGAAGGAGGCGGAACUCAUCGACGGAACGGUUCAACAAUGGGAGAGAGUGAGGCACCGCUCGACGAUCAAUUCACAUUUCAAAACUCUUUCCAAAAAGAUGCAUUUCUCGUAUUCCGUGCUCUCUGUAUCCUCGCCCAGAAGGAAGAAGGCGGAGCUUCGAACGAAAUGAGUCUUCGAUCCAAAAUUCUAGCCCUCGAAAUGCUUCUUCUUGUACUUCAAAGCUCCGCCCCCGUGUUGCAGUCAUCUCAGCCGUGUAUUAUAGUGAUUAAGAGAACACUUUGUAUGGCUCUGACACGAAAUGCUGUCAGUUCGAAUAUUCAAGUAUUCGAAAAGUCGCUGGCAAUUUUUGUGGAAUUACUCGACAAGUUUAAGGCACAUUUGAAGGCCUCGAUAGAGGUUUUCUUCAACUCUGUGAUUCUGCCGAUUUUGGACUCAAAUACGUGUGCAUUUGAACAGAAAUGGAUUGUGCUGAAUACGAUUGCUAAAAUCCUCGCUAACCCACAAUCUGUCGUCGACAUGUUCGUGAAUUACGACUGUGAUAUGACAUCUCCCAAUCUAUUCAAAUCAAUUGUUGAAGUUGUCUCUAAAACUACAAGGACGACGAUCAAUGAGAAUGCACCACCAGCACAAAAAGAAAAAGAAAGAGCGAUGAGACUUCUCGGAUUGAGCUGCCUGACAGACCUCCUCCAAUGCCUUGUCGACUGGUGGCAAGUAUGUGAAGUUCAAAAGAUAACCUCAGAUAUUGAUGACGUGGAAUCGAGUGAAAACACACAACAAGAGGAAACGACGACUUCAUUUGAGAAGUUUGAGACGUUGAAGCAGCAGAAGAACUUGAUGGAACAGGGAAUCCUUCUAUUCUCGGAGAAACCAAAGAAAGGACUGAAAUUCCUCCAGGAUAAGGGAUUCGUGGGAACGGAUGCAGUGGAGGUGGCCGAAUUUAUGAUGAAAGAGGAGAGACUAAAUAAGACACAAGUUGGAGACUUCCUUGGGGAUUCUGAUGAAUUCAAUAAUUCUGUGAUGCAUGCUUACAUCGACUUCUUGGAUUUCUCGUCAAUUGAUAUUCUCGCAGCAUUGAGAUUGUUUUUGGAGAAGUUUAGGUUACCAGGGGAAGCUCAAAAAAUCGACCGUCUCAUGCUGAAAUUUGCCUCCCGCUAUCUCGACUGUAAUCCACGUCAAGGAAUCUUUGCAUCCGCCGACGCUGCAUAUGUUCUCGCUUUCUCAAUCAUCAUGCUCACCACAGAUCUCCACAAUAAGACGGUAAAGAAUAAGAUGACGAAGCAAGGAUACAUUAAUAUGAAUAGAGGGAUCAACGAAGGUGGAAAUAUACCCUCCGAGUUGCUAGAAGCCAUUUUCGAGGAUAUAUCAAAAAAUGAGAUCAAGAUGAGAGCGGGGGCCACUGCGUUGUUGAGAUCUCGAGUGACAUCAGGUCAAGGCGCCCUCGCAACAGAUAAGGAGCGAAGAGCAAUGGCUGCAUUAGAAAUGGAAGCGAUGUCAGAGACAGCAAGAGCUCUUAUGGAAUCCGCUUCUGAUGCGGACGCCUAUUUCACUCCUGCUCAACACCAACAUCAUGUGAAGCCGAUGUUUAAGAUCUGCUGGACACCUUGUCUCGCAGCAUUCUCUGUUGGAGUGCAAAUGUCGGAUGACGAGGAGGAAUGGUCACUCUGUCUUCGAGGAUUCCGGCUGGGAGUUCGAGCUGCUUGCGUUCUUCAGGCGAAUCUGGAGAGGAAUGCGUUCAUCCAGGCACUUGCUAGAUUCACUCUGCUGACUGUCAAAAACUCGUUGGGAGAGAUGAAAGUGAAGAAUAUCGAAGCGAUCAAACUUCUUUUGCUUAUCGGUGAUGAAGAUGGAGAGUACCUUGAGGAGAACUGGGCGGAUGUUAUGAAGUGUAUGAGCUCGUUGGAGUUGGUGCAGUUGAUUGGAACUGGACUCAAUUCGGCGAUGUCGCAUGAUAGUGAUAGUAGUCGACAGUAUGUAAUGAAAGCCACUGGUGGAAUCGACGAGAAAACUCUUCACUCUCUUCAAGACGCCCUAGGAGAGACGUCCUCCCAAUCAGUUGUAGUGGCAAUCGAUCGAAUAAUCAAUGGAUCCGCCCGCUUGUCAGCAGAAGCCAUUGUUCACUUCGUCAGAGCCCUCUGUGCAGUGUCACGAGAAGAACUCUCUCAUCCAGCAGCGCCUCGAAUGUUCCUUCUAGGAAAAGUGGUAGAAGUCGCGUUCUACAAUAUGAACAGAAUCCGUUUGGAGUGGAGUCGAAUCUGGCAUGUAAUCGGAGAGCAUUUCAAUGCAGCUGGCUGUAAUUCCAAUGAAGCCGUGGCUUACUUUUCUGUGGAUGCACUUCGUCAGCUAUCCAUAAAGUUUUUGGAGAAAGGGGAACUUCCGAAUUUCAAAUUCCAAAAGGAUUUCUUGAGGCCAUUCGAAGUGAUUAUGGUGAAAAAUGGAAACACUCAGACUAGGGAUCUUGUUGUAAGAUGUUGUACUCAUCUUGUGGAAGCCCACUCUUCUCGACUGAAAUCCGGAUGGCAGAAUCUCUUUAGUGUCUGGACAAUAGCCGCUGGUGACACUUCUAUGGAGAUCGUGGAGACUUCGUUCCUCACGGCAUCUCAUGUUAUCGAGAAGAGAUUCAAGGAGGACUUCACGUCGAUUUUGGACUCUUUCCAGGAGGCAUUGAAGUGUCUGCAGGAGUUUGCGUGUAAUGCGAAUCUGCCAGAUAUGAAUAUGGAAGCGAUUCGGCUGAUUCGGUUGUGUGCGGACUACGUCUCCGAGAACAGUGAUAAAAUCGACGAGGCCGCUCGCCGUGACGACCAUCUUCACAAAGGAUUAACUGCAGAUCAACAUGUAUGGUUACGUGGAUGGUUCCCGAUAUUCUUCGAAUUGAGUUGUAUCAUCAACCGAUGCAAAUUGGAUGUCCGAACCCGCAGUCUUACUGUAAUGUUUGAAAUUAUGAAGACUCAUGGAAAAGAUUUCCGACCGGAGUGGUGGAAGGAUCUGUUCGAGAUUGUGUUCCGUAUAUUCGAUCCGUCGAAAAUGGAUGAUCACCGGAGUGAUAAGCGGGAAUGGAUGUCGACAACAUGUAAUCAUGCAAUGCUCAGUGUCGUUGAAGUGUUCACUCAAUUCUUCAAUCAGUUAUCAGUUUAUGCUCUUCCAAUGAUCUACCGACAGUUUGGUGUAUUCAUUAGGCAACAAAACGAGCAACUCGCCAGAUGCACCAUCAGUUGCCUUGAAUCGCUAAUCUCUCAAAACGGAGAAAGAUUCACUGAAUCGAUGUGGCAGCAGACGAUUGAGUUGAUCAGAGAACUGUUUGCUGCAACACUGCCGAAAUCACUGUUAACAUGGGAACCACCGAAUUCGAAUGGAAUGGUGUCAGAGGAGAGAACUAAUGGAUCUGAUGCCCUGUUCACCGAACAAAUUGUGUUCUGUGUCGUCCAGAAUGAACUAGUCGAGGCAGUAUCCCGAAUUGUCCUCGGAGAUGCGCGUGAAUCCACGAAAAGUCUCCAAGCAGAUGGUCUCUUCACUCAAAUGUCACCCCAACUGUUAUUGAGCAUAUGUGAUGCUCUGGCUGAAAGUCAUAAACUCGCGAAACAAUUCAAUGAUAAUAAUGGGCAGAGGACUUUGCUGUGGAAGGCGGGACUUCGGGGAUCGAGUAAACCGAAUUUGAUCAACCAAGAGACCCGUUCACUCAGUGCAAUGUUGGCAAUUAUUCUCCGAUUACUGUAUGAUCUGAGGGCUCAGGAGAUUGCCGGACAAAUAUCGAUAAGAGUAUUAGAAGUUGUCUCUCUCGCUCUCAACGGAUAUGGAGAGGCUGAAUCAGAUACCCGGCGGACUGCUUACGGACCAGUAAUAUGUGAAUUAUUGAGAGAAUGCAUUGAUCUGCCGACUGAACUUCUUCCAGUUCUUGGACCCGAAUUCCCAUUAAAACUCUGUGAUCUCGUGGUGACAGCCGAAGGACAAACAAUGCGACGUCAUCUGGCAAAUCUGCUUCGGCGAUGGAUGCCACAUCCAGUUAUUGAUGAAUCCGACUGA
This is a messenger RNA of Caenorhabditis remanei, 4734 nucleotides long. RefSeq lists its product as uncharacterized. The record is from RefSeq and is a predicted model, not a curated record. Gene Ontology annotation, molecular function: guanyl-nucleotide exchange factor activity. Bases 1 to 4734 code for a protein of 1577 amino acids. Gene Ontology annotation, biological process: regulation of ARF protein signal transduction. The transcript is spliced from 14 exons. NCBI's taxonomy places the organism in Eukaryota, Metazoa, Nematoda, Chromadorea, Rhabditida, Rhabditidae.